Ruditapes philippinarum (Manila clam) is the source of this 1273-nucleotide messenger RNA. Its product is annotated as cAMP-dependent protein kinase catalytic subunit PRKX-like. Lineage: Eukaryota; Metazoa; Mollusca; Bivalvia; Venerida; Veneridae. Gene Ontology annotation, biological process: protein phosphorylation. Gene Ontology annotation, molecular function: protein serine/threonine kinase activity; ATP binding. The record is from RefSeq and is a predicted model, not a curated record.
UACCCUUACAGAUUAAUACUGCAGGUAAAUUGACAGAAGUUUGUGUACUACCUGACAAAGUGGUACCAAAGUUUGUUGGCGACGCAUCAAUGGCAUAUUAAUCGUUCACACCGCUGUUUUUAAGUAUGCUACCUUAGGAUUAACAAAGCUAUGAAAGAAUUUGCAAUUUUUUGAUGAAUAUUGGAUUUUAUCAGGAAUAUAUAUUUUUGUCUGCGAGUGUGACAGUGUGCAAUUGUGAGUCAAAUUAGUCAUGGCAUCGGCGAAAGUUGCCAAAGUUAAAAAACAGACUAGCCCAACGGGUAAAAAGGGUUCAGAAAAUACUGAAGAAGGAAAGAAACUUUCAGAUUAUGAAAUUUUAUCGACAAUUGGAACGGGUACGUUUGGAAGAGUGGUGCUGGCAAGAAAUAGAGAGACGAGGAACUACUUUGCGCUCAAGGUUAUGGCAAUAACAGAUGUGAUUCGACUACGCCAAGUGGAACACGUAACCAACGAAAAAGAAAUCCUUUCAUCAAUAACUCAUCCUUUCAUUGUUAACAUGUUUUGGGCAAAUCAUGACGAUACAUUCCUCUACAUGCUGAUGGAAUAUGUCCCGGGCGGUGAAGUGUUUUCAUAUCUGCGCAACUAUGGACGCUUUAGUAAUACGAUGGCGAACUUUUACGCCAGUGAAAUUGUGUCAGCUUUGGAGUACUUGCACUCUCGCUCAAUAGUGUACAGGGAUUUAAAACCGGAAAAUUUAUUGUUAGACCGUGAUGGACAUUUGAAAAUUACCGACUUUGGAUUUGCAAAGAAAUUGUUAGAUAGAACAUGGACAUUAUGCGGCACACCGGAGUAUUUAGCACCGGAAAUUAUACAAAGUAAAGGUUAUAACAAGGCAGUGGACUGGUGGGCUCUAGGAAUUCUUUUAUUUGAAAUGAUUGUUGGGACUUGGACGCUUUGUGGUACGCCAGAAUAUCUCGCUCCUGAAAUUAUACAGAGUAAGGGUCACAGUAAGGCAGUUGAUUGGUGGUCCCUAGGAAUUCUCAUUUUUGAAAUGAUUGUUGGGUUUCCACCAUUUUUUGAUGAUCAACCAUUUGGCAUUUAUGAAAAAAUUCUAUCAGGAAAAAUUGACUGGCCAAGACAUUUAGACCCAGUAGUAAAAGAUCUCAUAAAGAAAUUGCUGGUUCCCGACAGAACUAAACGGCUGGGAAACAUGAAGAAUGGUGCUGAAGAUGUGAAGAAACAUAAAUGGUUCAAGUCAAUAGAGUGGGAAGACGUCCUGGCACGAAAACUUACU